Molecule: messenger RNA, 3003 nt
Organism: Bursaphelenchus xylophilus (pine wood nematode)
Lineage: Eukaryota; Metazoa; Nematoda; Chromadorea; Rhabditida; Aphelenchoididae
Source: the annotation of a GenBank genome assembly
AUGAGGCUCCUUUGCACGCUGUUGACCAUCUUCGUGAUCGAUGUGGAGGCUCAGAAUUUGGAGAAGUCGAGGAGUGUCUGGGUGGAGCAGGGCCUGGUUAGAGGGAAGAUCUACAAGCUGGGGGAGCAGCAGGUGCAGAUCUUUCGGGGAAUUCCAUAUGCGGAGCCACCAAUCGGAGAUUUGAGGUAUAAAGUAAGUAAGUAGGGUGGAAAAAUUUCUUCAUCGUGUAAGAUGGCGACCCGCUUGAAUUUACCGCUUACUAGGCUUCAAAAUCCGGAAAUUGUAUCAAAAAAACUUUUAUCCCAAACAGCCCCAAAAUAAAACGGAUUUCAGAUGCCAAUGCGAAAGCAACGCUGGGAAAAGGAAUUUGCCGCCGUUGACUACGGCCCGCCGUGUGUCCAAUUCAUGGACUUCCACAAGAACGAUCGAUUCUCCGGGCCGAAUAUGCCCCGUGAAUCCGAAGACUGUCUUUACCUGAACAUCUUUUCCCCCUACGAUUCAGAAGACGAGAGCCAGCUCUAUCCAAUCAUUGUCUGGAUUCACGGCGGCUCUUUUUUGGCCGGCUCGGCCGACACCGGAAUUGAUAUGGAGGCCGUGGCAAGGAAUUUGGUCUUCAAAGGAAUCACUUUGGUCACGAUUAACUACCGACUUGGUCCUUUCGGAUUCAUGUCUAUUGAUUAUGGAGAUCAUGUGGAGGGAAAUUUCGGAAUUUAUGAUCAGAAGUUGGCUCUGGAAUGGAUUCAGAGGAAUAUAAAGCAGUUCAACGGGGAUCCCAGCAGUGUUUCGGUGAUGGGAGAGAGUGCUGGGGCGGCAGCAAUAUCAGUACUCGGAUUGAGCCCGCUAACGAGAGGUGAGAGUCCAUUUCGAUAAACAGAUUCUGAAUCAAGACGGAAAAUUUCAGAUUUUGUUAAAAUUUAGCAAGAAUCAUCUACCUACGUCUCAUUUCAACUUCUGAAAUCUUUUAGUUUCAAGCUGUAGCCAAGACCUUCAACGAUUAUUUUUUCAGGUCUUGUUCACCAAGUUAUUGCUCUCAGCGGCUCUGCAACGGCCGGCUGGGCGAUUCAUCGGCAUGGCACAAAUGCAUGGGACAUGAACAACAUUGCCGAUUACAUCCGAUGCAACAAGAUCAUCCCAGAACAAGACCUGAAGGCUGUCUUGAAUAGAGAAUCAAUCACGGCGAAGACAAAGACGACUGAGCAUUGUAAUCUACAACUGCAGGUGCCAGAGUGCUUAUUGGUAGGUUUCUUUCUUGCCAUUAGAAGUUUAAUAUCGGUUCUAGUCGUAUUUUGAUUUAUUCGAUGAGUGAUAUAUUUGCAGAACACCGGAAAGAUGAACCCAAAAGACAUGUUGGAGUGCUUCAGGAAGGAGGUCAACUUUUCAGAGCCGUUGUUUAGACACGCUUUGUCUGCAGAGGCAAGUGAAUAACUCGUACGAAAAGGUUGGCUGUAAAGCGCGCAGGUUUUGAAUAUAACCGGCAUAAAGUUUGGAAACUAUCGCAUUUGUGACUUAAUUUUUUUAAAACGACACCUUUACGUUAUCAUCCGUUACCCUUAUAAUUUUAGCUCGGAGUAUCCAAAAUGGUAGUAGACGGACAGCUGAUCCCAGCGUCUGGGAUCGAGCUUGUCUCCGAUUACGCCCAUCUUCCCCUUCUGACCGGCGUGGCAAGCAGAGAAUGGGCUCAUAAACGGCGUAAGUGUCAACAAAUUAAUCCUUAAUUUGCUUCGAUCGCAAAACGCCUAAAGGUCUUCAAAUUCUUAAAAACCAUUUUUAUAUUUUCAGCCGAAUUCUACGAGUUUUGGCGCUAUGAAAACAUGAGUCGAAGCAAAGCAGAGGAAGCAGUGAAGAAGUUAGUCUACACAUCCUAUGCGUCAAGAUUACCUGGAAAAGUCCCUAACGCAACGCUUAAUUUGAUCUCAAAUGCAACGUUCUUACGGUAUAUGCAAGAUGUCGACUUCAAUUUUGACAUGCCAGGGGUUGUAGCCAGGCUUCAGGAUGUGAGUUUAUACCUUCCAAAAUAUAAUCUUCCCCACAAAAGCAAAUCAAAUUUCAUUAUUUUCAGUUAGAAGCGGACAUUGAAUUUGUUGCCCCAUGUCAAUCUGAAGUUGACUCCUAUGCCAAAAAUGGUCUUGAUGUUUUCGUUUACUCGUUUGAUUACAUCCCAAAAGGCAAUAUUGUGGAGGUCGACAAACGCUUCUACGAGCUUUUUGGGGACAAUCAAGUGACCGUGACCAAAAAAGACGCCUCCAGCGAUGGAUAUGAAAUCACAGCGUUCCAUGGGCUGGAUCAUGCGUUCAUAUUCAGCCAUGGUUACAGCAGUAACUUUCAAAUAAAACCCUUUACAAAACAGGACCGCGCAAUGUCAAAGGUGUUGACCACGAUGAUAACAAAUUUUGCAAAGACUGGGUGGGUCAUAAACUAUCUACAAAUGACUUUAUCUUGACCUUUUCCCCUAUUUUUAUUCAAAAAUUAUAUUGUUUUAGAGACCCAUCAAUUGAAGUGUUUGAAUGGCCGGCCUAUACCAAUUCCAGUGCUCAUUAUGUCUCAAUAGGACUGCAUCCAAAGUAAGAGCGGUGCAAACGUAAAUGAAGACCUUAUUUUAGACUCAUAAAAGGCCAACUUCACUUCCCAGCACCAGAAUUUUGGAAUCAUGAAGCUGCAAUGCUGGCCAAAUAUACUUUGUCCGAGAGUCCGCUAAGCGAUGAGGAGGUCAGCGAACUCACAGUCGAGGAAAGGAAGCAAGUAAGUAGCUAAAUCUUGCAGAGAGAACCUUAACAAGACAAUUUAUGACCAUAAUUUAGAUGGUUAAUAUAAUGAAUAAUAAUUUCUACCUUAAUAAGCCCCAAAUUUCAGCUUAAUGCAUAUCGUCGCGCCUGGUGGGCACUCUGGCUAUUUGUGAUCGCUGUUGCAAUCAUCAUCUGGGUCGCUAUUAUUUGUUUUGUCAUCAAAAAAGGCAAAAGCCCGACUUCAAAGCCCUAUGAUAAUAUCGUCGUAAAUCGGGAGUAA